Messenger RNA from Klebsormidium nitens, 2559 nucleotides. The record is from the annotation of a GenBank genome assembly. NCBI's taxonomy places the organism in Eukaryota, Viridiplantae, Streptophyta, Klebsormidiophyceae, Klebsormidiales, Klebsormidiaceae.
AUGUACGUAGUGAAGAGAAGCGGGAAGCAGGAGGCUGUGAGCUUUGAUAAGAUAGGCCGCAGGCUGAACCAGCUCAGCUACUCGGUGUUUGAACCGUAUGGUGCACUGUGUGCUGAGUUUAGCCACUAUGUCAUCGACGAUGACCUGUUGGUGAACGGAGGCCCCUUGAAAGCAAUAGAUCCAAUCAGGCUCACCCAGAAGGUGUGUGCGGCUGUACACGAUGGAAUUACCACCACCGAGCUUGACACCCUGGCUGCGGAGCACAGCGCGCACAUGCAGACUCUGCACCCCGAGUAUGCUGUACUCGCGUCAAGGAUUGAGGUCAGCAACGUGCACAAGGUGACGCCAGAUACUCUGCGGGAGGCAGUGAAGAAGCUGGAGUUCAGACUCAACCCCGUUUUCUCCAACCUACUGCUGACUGACGACGAUCUGGCCCGCACCCUCGAAGACGCCAUCGACUAUCGGAAGGACUACGCCUAUGACUACUUUGGCAUCAAGACCAUGCAGAAGCUGUACCUUCUCAAGGACGAGGAAGGGAAGCUGGUGGAGAGACCUCAGCACCUGCUCAUGCGGGUAGCUGUGUGGGUGCACCUGGACUUGGUCGAGAAGACAGUCAACGUACCGGCCGUCAUCGAGACCUACCGCCUCAUGUCUGAGCGGUUUUACACCCACGCCACCCCCACUCUCUUCAACGCCGGCACCAAAAUCCCCCAGAUGUCCUCGUGUUUUCUCGUGGGGACCUUGGGCAUCCGCGAGCAGGACUCGAUCGUGGGGAUGUACGAUGCGGUGAAAGAGAUUGCAUACAUCUCCAAGCUGGCUGGGGGCAUCGGCAUGCACGUACACGAGGUGAGGGCCCGUGGUGCACACAUCCACGGAACGAAUGGCAAGUCCAGUGGACUCGUGCCCUACCUGCGAGUACUCAACAACGUCAGCCGGCACGUGGACCAGGCGGGGGUGCGGAAGGGGGCCAUAGCCAUCUACCUGGAGCCAUGGCACGCCGACGUGGAGGCCUUCCUGGAACUGAGGAAGAACACUGGCGUGGAGGAGGAGAACACCAGGGACCUGUUCACGGCGCUAUGGGUGCCAGACCUCUUCUUCCAGCGGGUGGUCGAUGACGAGGACUGGAGCCUGUUCUACCCAAGCGAGGCGCCGGGGCUCAGCGACCUGUACGGGGACGACUUCAAGGAGUUGUACGAGAGGUACGAGACCUACGGCAUCGCUCGGAAGGUGGUGAAGGCCAGGAGCCUGUGGGAGAAGGCCCUGCGUUCGCUGAUCGAGACCGGGACCCCGUACAUCAGUGCCAAGGACGCGCUGAACAAGAAGUCCAACCAGAAGAACCUCGGGACCAUCAAGAGCUCCAACCUCUGCAACGAGAUCACUCUCUUCAGCGACCCCAAAGAGACAGCCGUGUGCACCUUGGCGUCGGUGGCCCUCAGCAAGUUUGUGAAGUAUGGGCAGCUGGGGAUCUACUUCGAUUUCGCCGAGCUGCACGCGGUGGUCAAGACGGUGGCCAGGAACCUGGAUCGGGUCAUAGACCAGUCCAUGUACCCCGACGUUCCAAACGGAGAGCCCAAGUGCGAGCGGAGCAACAAGGCGCACCGACCCCUAGGUAUCGGAGUGCAGGGCUUUGCCGACACCCUCUAUGCUCUCCGGCUACCCUUUGACUCCGAGGGGGCCCGGGAGAUCAACAUCAAGAUCUUCGAGACCAUGUACCACGCCGCUGUGGAGUCCAGCUGCGAGAUGGCCCUGGAGCUGGGCAAAUAUUCCUCGUUCGAGGGAUCCCCCGCCAGCGAGGGGCUCCUCCAGUUCGACCUGUGGGAUGUCAAGCCCAGCAAGGUACCCAGCGUGCACCCGGCAUGCAAGGACGCCCGGAUCUUCGACUGGGACGCGCUGAAGGAGGAGGUCAAGAAGCACGGCCUCCGCAACUCGACGCUCAUCGCCCUCAUGCCAACCGCGAGCACAAGUCAGCUUCUGCAGAACUCGGAGUCGUUUGAGGUCCCCACCGGCAUGCUCUACAGCCGUAAGACAUUAGCCGGAGAGCACGUGAUCCUCAAUCGGUGGUUGGUCCGGGACCUCGUGCGGAGGGGCAUGUGGUCCGUCCUGGUGAAGGAUUCCAUCCUGGCGAGUGGCGGGUCCGUUCAGAACAUCGAGGCUCUGGACGAGGAGACAAAGCAGCUGUACAAGACCACGUGGGAGAUCAAGCAGAAGCCUUACAUCGACCUUGCGGCAGACCGUGGCCCUUACGUCUGCCAGAGCGCCUCGCUCAACCUCUACCAGCGCGAACCCACCCUCACGCAGCUCAACUCCAUGCUCAUCCACGCCUGGCGCCGAGGGCUGAAGACACUUGUAUACUAUCUCAGGACCCGGUCUGCCAGCAACGCCACCCAGUUCACAGUAGACAGGCACGCUCUGGACCAUGCUUUGAAUCAGCAGGCAAGGCUGGAGGACGCAAAGGACACGGUAUCUUUGGCAGAAACAGAUUCUGAGGACGAGAAUGAGGUGGUAGCUUUGCCGGCCUGUAGUGCAGACAACUCUGAUUGCCUAGCGUGCUCUUCUUAG